Messenger RNA from Oryctolagus cuniculus (rabbit), 2978 nucleotides. It is a transcript of the gene CHADL, whose product is annotated as chondroadherin like. Gene Ontology annotation, molecular function: transmembrane signaling receptor activity; protein binding. Gene Ontology annotation, cellular component: plasma membrane. Lineage: Eukaryota; Metazoa; Chordata; Mammalia; Lagomorpha; Leporidae. Gene Ontology annotation, biological process: toll-like receptor signaling pathway; immune response. The record is from RefSeq and is a predicted model, not a curated record.
GUAGGUGUAUGUAAAUGGAUAAACACAAGCAAUCAGAAAGGAAAAGUGUUCCAUCCUUGAGUAACUAUUAGGUACCAGGUGCUACCAUGCUGCCCGCGGCAAACCCUAUGAACUGGUUACUGACUGGUUUCUGUUUUUCCGAGACCAGAAACUGCGGCUAGGUGAGGGACAGUGUCACAGAGGAGGGAGGGAGCCCAGGGCCGCUGACCCACAGGCUGGCUCCUCCCUGCUGCCCAGGUGGCCCGUGGACUCAGGCCUGGGCCAUGUUCCUGGGCUGGCGCCGGGCAGGAGGCCCUAUGAAUCCAGCCACCAACCCCUCCCCUGCCUAGGGAAGCCCCAGUGUGGCCAGGCUGCCAACAAUGCCUCCCAUUCAGCCUUGUCCCUGCUGCCAGGCCUGCGGGGGCUGGGGAGGGGGCCUCCUGCCUUCGUCAUCCAGCGAGCGGGGACUGUCGCCGGCCUUUCCCUUGUGCUGUGCCUGCAGGCAGGGCUGGCAGAGACAGCAUGGAGGGGCCCCAGAGCUGCGCCCACACCUCCUUGCUGCUGCUGCUGCUGCUGCCGCUGCUGCCACCACCAGGCCCAGCUUGGCGCGCGGCAGCCCAGCGCUGCCCCCAGACCUGCGUCUGUGACAACUCCAGGCGCCACGUUGCCUGCCAGCGCCAGAACCUCACUGAGGUGCCGGACACCAUCCCUGAGCUGACCCAGCGCCUGGACCUCCAGGGCAACCUGCUGCAGGGGAUCCCCCCAGCUGCCUUCCGGCACCUGCCCCAUCUCACGCACCUGGACCUGCGCCACUGCCAGGUGGAGCAGGUGGCCGAGGGUGCCUUCCGCGGCCUGGGCCGCCUGCUCCUCCUCAACCUGGCCUACAACCGCCUGAGCGCGCUGCCCCAGGAGGCCUUGGACGGACUGGGCUCGCUGCGGCGGCUGGAGCUGGAGGGGAACAUGCUGGAAGAGCUGCGGCCCGGGACAUUCGGGGCACUGGGCGCUCUGGCCACGCUGAACCUGGCCCGCAACGCCCUGGUCUACCUGCCCGACAUGGCCUUCCAGGGCCUGCUGCGCACGCGCUGGCUGCAGCUGUCCCACAACGCGCUCAGCGUGCUGGCCCCCGAGGCCCUGGCCGGUCUGCCGGGCCUCCGCAGGCUCAGCCUGCACCACAACGAACUCCAGGCCCUGCCUGGCGCAGCCUUGUCCCAGGCCCGCAGCCUGGUGCGUCUGGAGCUGGGCCAUAACCCUUUCACCUAUGCGGGCGAGGAGGACGGGCUGGCGCUGCCGGGCUUGCGCGAGCUGGUGCUGGACUACGGGGCCCUGCAGGCCUUGGAUCCCCGCGCCUUCGCCCACUGCCCGCGCCUGCGCACCCUCGACCUGCGAGGGAACCAGCUGGACACGCUGCCCCCGCUGCAGGGCCCGGGCCAGCUGCGCCGCCUGCGGCUGCAGGGGAACCCGCUGUGGUGCGGUUGCCAGGCGCGGCCCCUGCUUGAGUGGCUGGCGCGCGCGCGCGUGCGCUCGGACGGCGCGUGCAGAGGGCCGCGGCGCCUGCGGGGUGAGGCCCUGGACGCCCUGCGGCCCUCGGACCUGCGCUGCCCGGGAGACGCGGAGGAGGAGGAGGAGGAAGCAGAGCGCGCCGUGGCCCCGCCCCGCGGCCCUCCGCGCGCGCCGGGGGAGCCGGAUGCGGUGGCUGCGCCCUGCCCGCGCGCUUGCGUGUGCGUCUCCGAGUCCCGGCACAGCGGCUGCGAGGGCCGCGGUCUGCAGACUGUGCCCCACGGCUUCCCUAGCGACACUCAGCUCCUGGACCUGAGGCGGAACCACUUCCCGUCGGUGCCCCGAGCGGCCUUCCCCGGCCUGGGCCACCUGGUGUCGCUGCACCUGCAGCAGUGUGGCAUCACAGAGCUGGAGGCCGGCGCCUUGGCGGGCCUGGGCCGCCUCAUCUACCUCUACCUCUCGGACAACCAGCUCUCGCGCCUCAGCGCCGCUUCCCUCGAAGGGGCCCCCCACCUGGGCUACCUGUAUCUGGAGCGUAACCGCUUCUCGCAGGUACCCGGGGCCGCCCUGCGCCCUCUGCACAGCCUCUUCUCCCUGCACCUGCAGGACAACGCUGUGGACCACCUGGCACCCGGGGACCUGGCGGGGGUGCGGGCCUUGCGCUGGCUCUACCUGAGUGGAAACCGCAUCACCGAGGUGUCCCCUGGGGCGCUGGGCCCAGCACGAGAGCUGGAGAAGCUGUACCUUGACAGGAACCAGCUGCGAGAGGUGCCCACGGCGGCCUUGGAGGGUCUGCCUGCCCUCCUGGAGCUGCAGCUCUCGGGGAACCCGCUCAGGGCCCUGCACGAGGCGGCCUUCCGGCCUGUGGGCCGGUCCCUGCAACACCUCUUUCUAAACAGCACUGGCCUGGAGCAGAUGUCUCCUGGGGCCUUCCUGGGCCUGGGGCCUGGGCUGCAGAGCCUGCACCUGCAGAAGAAUCACCUGCGGGCUCUGCCUGCCCUGCCGGGCCUCAGGCAGCUGGAGCUCAUUGACCUCAGCGGCAACCCCUUCCACUGUGACUGCCAGCUGCUCCCGCUGCACAGGUGGCUCACUGGGCUGAACCUGCGGGUGGGGGCCACCUGCGCCAGCCCUCCCAGUGCCCGUGGCCAGAGGGUGAAGGCUGCAGCUACCGUCUUUGAAGCCUGCCCGGGUGGAGCUGCCAGGAAGUCUACACAGACACCAGCGGCUAGGCCUGGUGCCCGGAAAACUUCCAUGCAGGGGAGACAGCGGGAAGCAGACAAGGUGGGGAAGGAGAGGGGCCGCCUCUGAGCACGGAGCAGGCUGGCCCUGCCUCGACCCGCUCCCACGGCUCUUACUCUCGUCGGGAACGGGCUCCGACGAGAUCUCCCCCGCCGUCUGCAGGUCGUCGUCCAGCAGCGGCUUCUUGGACCCCUGCCUGAGGGGCCGGGUCUUGGUCGGCGGGAUCCUUUUCCCUUUGAAUAAAAAUGGAAUCAAACCCAGAA